UUGAGUGCUUUAGAGCAUAAAAUACAGGAGAAGCGCUUUGGUUUACAGUUUUCAGCUUCCCACCUUUUAAAGCAGUUGCUUGAGGAUUAUGGCGAAAUAGAUGCGGCUCGGCAUCUGCGUCAUGUCCGUGAAAGUAUUCAGCAAGCCAUAGAAACACAGCAGGUGGCGAACUGUAAUUAUGUCGAUGAUAACCGCCGUCGAAGUACGAUAGAGAUCCUCAGUCUGGCUUUCAAUAGUAAAGCAGAUUUAUACCUCUCCCAAUUAAGCCCAGACAAUCUCGCCGAGAUGCUGCAGGCCUUAAAGAAUGAUUAUGAUGAAGAAAGCGAUACCCUGGAAUGGAUCAUCACGAUUUAUGUGUAUAUGGAGCCAGCUUACGAAGAUAUUGUGGAUCUGGAGCAAUGGUUCAGUAAAAUCGCUGCACAAUUUCAGGGCGAAUAUGAUGGCUGGGGUUGUAUGGCCUACGUCUAUGACGAUGAGCUGGAUGAAGAAGAAAGUAGCCUGCGCAGCAGCUGA
Messenger RNA from Cylicostephanus goldi, 513 nucleotides. Lineage: Eukaryota; Metazoa; Nematoda; Chromadorea; Rhabditida; Strongylidae. The record is from the annotation of a GenBank genome assembly.